Suillus subaureus is the source of this 959-nucleotide messenger RNA. Its product is annotated as fructosamine kinase PKL/CAK/FruK. The transcript has 6 exons. Bases 1 to 822 code for a protein of 273 amino acids. NCBI's taxonomy places the organism in Eukaryota, Fungi, Basidiomycota, Agaricomycetes, Boletales, Suillaceae. The record is from RefSeq and is a predicted model, not a curated record.
AUGGACGAGAUAUUUCUCCCCCACCUUCAAAAAAUAGAGCCACAUGCACAUUUCACAUUCAGUUUUCCGAUCAUAGAAUCAUCACUUGGGAGAAAGUACUAUGCCAAAGUAGGUUCGUUCAGCGAACGAGAACAGUUCGUGGGAGAGGCAGAGUCACUCAGAGCCAUACACAAUGCUGCACCAGGACUGGCUCCUCAGGUGCUCGCAGCGGUCGGUCCAGAUGAUUCUGCCGCAACAUCUGAACAGCCUUAUUUCCUGCUAGCUACGGAAUUGCACGUAUACAAGAGCACCAUGGGCUUCGGAUUUCACGUGCCUACCUUCUGCGGAGCAACUCGGCAAGACAACAACUGGCAUCAAACCUGGGAAGAAUGCUACAGCGCCAUGAUUGGAAAUCUCCUCGCCAAGCUUCGCGAUAAAGGCACGUUUUCAGAACUUUGCAUCAAAGGGGAACAACUGUACAGAGUGAUACCAUCCUUGCUUCGGCCCCUCGAGAUUGAGCCGGUGCUAUUACAUGGUGACCUCUGGAGCGGUAACGCGGGCAUAGAUAAUUCAUCGGGUCAACCUGUUAUCUUCGAUCCGUCAUCUUACUACGGUCACAAUGAGGCUGAUCUGGCCAUCGCUCGUAUCUUUGGCGGAUUUCCACGCAGCUUUUUUGAAAAGUAUCAUGAACACCUGCCCAAGACCGAACCUGUGGAUCAGUAUGAGCUCAGAGCAGACCUUUACGAGCUCUACCAUUAUCUAAAUCACACAGUUCUGUUUGGAAGUUCAUAUGCAGGAAGUGCUCUGCGGAAGAUGACUGUGCUUAUUGGGGCUUGCCCGUAAAUGGACAUACGAACCAUAACGCAACAGGGACUAUAUGUAGCAGGUCAACCAGUGCAGUGGUCAAUGUAUUAAUAUUGUAUUUUUGUGACAGUUUCUCGACCAGCUCGAGGGUUACAAAUGGCCACGUUGGUGGCAGA